Messenger RNA from Perca fluviatilis (European perch), 1517 nucleotides. RefSeq names its product inositol-trisphosphate 3-kinase Ca (gene itpkca). Lineage: Eukaryota; Metazoa; Chordata; Actinopteri; Perciformes; Percidae. Gene Ontology annotation, molecular function: inositol-1,4,5-trisphosphate 3-kinase activity; inositol tetrakisphosphate kinase activity. Gene Ontology annotation, biological process: inositol phosphate biosynthetic process. Gene Ontology annotation, cellular component: cytoplasm; nucleus. The record is from RefSeq and is a predicted model, not a curated record. Bases 109 to 1020 code for a protein of 303 amino acids. The transcript has 7 exons.
UAGCGAGCCAACAGAGUCCAUUUCCAAAGGUGUCAUCAUUUUUAUUGUGAAAAAGUUCUGGUUGGUUGGGCAUGCCAUUCGUCGAGGACUCCGCAAAUGUCUUAAGUCAUGUUUUACGAGAACUCCACAUGGAAGAAACACAAAAGUUGUGGGACUUCACCUCUCCUCCCUAUGACUCCCAAGAAACCUCAGCAGUGGCUGCAAGUGGUCGGACAUGCAGGGAGCUUUCAUGUUGGGGAUUAUGGCACACUGCUGAAGAAGUUUUGUGAGGGGGAGCAACAAUGCUACCUUAGGCUGAUGGAGGACGUUUUGAGGCCCUUUGUUCCAUCCUACCACGGUGUGGUGCAGCGGGACGAGCAGGAUUACAACAUGAUGGAUAACUUGCUGACCCAUUUCAACUCACCUGCCAUCAUGGACUGCAAGAUGGGCAGUCGCACAUACCUGGAGGGGGAGCUGCAGGUGGCCAGAGAACGGCCCCAGCCUCGUAACGACAUGUAUGAGAAGAUGGUGGCUGUGGACCCAGAGGCCCCAACGGUCCAGGAACGAACCCUACAGGCAGUGCUGAAAACCAGGUACAUGCAGUGGAGGGAGACGCUGAGCUCCACAACAUCUCUGGGUUUCCGUAUCGAAGGAUUCAGGAAGUCAAAUGAAGAAUGUCACACGAACUUUAAAAGGACCAAAAGCAGAGAGCAAGUGAUGGAAGCACUGAACAACUUUGUUGAGUCCAAUACACACGUUGUGUGGGGCUAUCUGAGACGGUUGAAACAACUGCGGCAGGUCUUGGAGGCGUCAGACUUCUUCAGAACACAUGAGGUCGUGGGCAGUUCCUUACUGUUUCUACAUGACUGGACAGGCAGAACAGGAGUCUGGAUGAUUGACUUUGGAAAGACAGCGGCAUUGCCGGCACACCUUACCUUGGACCACCGCACUCCCUGGGUAGAGGGCAAUCGAGAAGAUGGCUACCUGUGGGGUCUGGACAACCUCAUUGAUAUACUGGCCAACAUGCUGCCACUGACCUGAAUACCUCUCUAAACUUGUGGAAAUGUACUCUUAAUCUUUCCUUUCCACCACUCAUAAGCGAGUGACUGAAGAUGCGAUGGCUUCUGAAAUGUUUGUGUUGUCGGAAUUGUGGGAAUUAGAAAAUGCAGAAUAAGGGUGAAAAAAGGAAGAUGUGAUUGAUUACAAAAGUAAAUGCUUUCCAGAAUAGAUUAAUUUUCAGCAAAUUGGGCCCACAAUAUUGAUCAAAAGGUCAUUUGUGAUUUAUGGAAUCUCAACCUGAGCCUUGUAAAGUUUGACCACUGAAUGGACUCACCUGCACUGCACUGCCGGAGACAUCCAACCCUCCUGUCUUGAGAUGACCUGCUCAUUAUUUCAGGAAACACUGGACAAUAGCAAUUAUAAGCCAAAGACAUGGCUGUCCCCUUUGGUUUGAGAUGAUCAGCAGUUUAAAUGUCUCAAUGUGUCAUUAAAUUAGUGUUAAAACUAUUAAAGUGGACUUAUUUCCUAAAUUUCUUGAA